Pollicipes pollicipes is the source of this 1165-nucleotide messenger RNA. Its product is annotated as ras-related and estrogen-regulated growth inhibitor-like protein. The record is from RefSeq and is a predicted model, not a curated record. NCBI's taxonomy places the organism in Eukaryota, Metazoa, Arthropoda, Thecostraca, Pollicipedomorpha, Pollicipedidae. The coding region runs from base 191 to 1165 and encodes 324 amino acids. Gene Ontology annotation, molecular function: GTPase activity; GTP binding. The transcript is spliced from 7 exons.
UGGCGGACCGCCUUCCACGCGGCGCGCACAGCUCGCGUGCAGGUGCGCGAGCAGUGGGAGCCCCGAGCUGGGUCAGGCGACGAAGCUGGAGACGGUGGCGGGGCCGCUCGCUGCGCACGGCGCCCCGGCCGAGCUGGUCCUCCGCAAGGACAGCAUCCUCAGGAAAGGCGGCAGUCCUGUGCGCGGCGUGAUGCGGCCGCCGCCCACGGUGGACAUGUGCCCCGACCUGGACACGCUGGCCGAGCUCGGCGCCGCCGACGAGACGGUGCGCAUAGCCGUGCUCGGCAUGCAGGGCGUCGGCAAGUCAGCCAUCACGGUUCGCUAUCUGACGCAUCGGUUUAUCGGCGAGUACAAGUCAAACACAGAUAUGAUGUACCAUCAGGUGAUCAAGCUGGAUGGAUCAACGAUAAAAGUGGACAUCAUCGAUGUCUCAACUUCAGUCCAGAGCGGCGCACUGGUGCACAACAACAUCCGCAGCUGGGCCGAGGGCUUCCUGCUCGUGUACGCGGUGACCGAGCCCGACUCGUUCGAGCACGCGCGCCACCUGCUGGAGGAGCUUCGCCGGACGGGCGCCGGCCUACGCACGGCCCCGGUCCGCGACGGCUCCAAGAGCCCGGCCGGCCGCCGCAAGAGGGCGGCCACGCCGCAGCGGCCUGCCAGCGGGGACACCGGCGAGCCGACCGCGCCCACCAUCCUAGUCGGCAACAAAACCGACCUCAUCCACCUGACCAAGGUGGACUCGACGCUAGCCCUGGAGACGGCGCUCCGGCUGGGCUGCCAGCGCGAGGAGGUGAGCGCCUCUGAUUCGUCCGAGGAGAUCAGCGCGCUCUUCCACACCGUGAUCCGGCAGUGUCUGGCGCUGAAGCGGCGCCGCUCGGGCAUGGAUGCGCUGCGAAGCGCCUUCUCCAGCCUGCCACGCGCCGGCCGCGGCCAGGGCUCCGGCCUCCACACACCGCAGCCGGGCGCGCCCGCGCGCAAGUUCUCAGUCUUCGACGUGGGCCGCAAGCUGGGCAACUUCAUCUCGGGCGGCUCGCGGCCGCCCACGCCCGCGCCCAACAAGUUCACCACCUCCCCGCUGAAGACGUCCGUGCCCGACCUCAGCAAGGCCUCGCUCUCCGAGAAGCUGGACACGCUGAAGAAAACGGUGAAGAAGGUGUCCGUGUGA